AUGGCUGCCCCUCCUCCCCAGCUGAUGCCCAUGCCCGACUUGAGCAACGCCAUUGUUGCUCAGGACGAGAUGGGCCGUCCUUUCAUCAUUGUGCGAGAUCAAGGCACCAAGCAGCGCAAGCUGGGCAUUGAGGCCACCAAGUCCCACAUCCUCGCCGCCCGCUCGGUCGCGUCGAUCAUCAAGACGUCGCUUGGCCCUCGGGGGAUGGACAAAAUUAUGGUCAGUCAGGACGGAGAAAUCACCAUCACCAACGACGGUGCCACCAUUCUUUCCCAGAUGGACCUCGACAACGAAAUUGCCAAGUUGAUGGUGGAACUCUCGCAAUCGCAAGACGACGAGAUCGGUGACGGGACCACCGGGGUGGUGGUGCUUGCCCUGGCAUUGUUAGACCAAGCCCUCGACCUUAUUGAACAAGGUAUCCACCAAAUCAAGAUCGCCAACGGUUUCGACGAAGCGUGCAAGAUUGCCGUGAAGCAAUUGGACGCUGUCUCCGACGCUAUUGACAUUUCGGCAUCGCUGAACGAUGGCAACUUGUUGAAACUGGCCAAGACUUCGUUGGGUUCCAAGAUUGUGCUGAAACUGCACGACCAAUUUGCCAAAAUGGCGGUGGACGCGGUGUUAGCUGUGGCCAACUUUGAACGGAAAGACGUUGACUUUGAGUUGAUCAAGAUUGAAAAGAAGGUUGGUGGCUCGAUUGAAGACCUGAGACUUGUCAAGGGGGUUCUUUUAGAGAAAGACUGGUCUCACCCGCAAAUGAAGAAGGUGGUCGAAGACGCUAAGAUCGCUAUAUUGACCUGUCCUUUUGAACCGCCUAAGCCUAAGACUAAGCAUAAGCUUGAUAUCAGCUCGGUGGAAGAAUUCAAGGCUUUACAAGAGUACGAACAGAAAAAAUUUCAGGAAAUGAUCGACCAAGUCAAGGCCGCCGGGGCCAACGUUGUCGCCUGUCAAUGGGGGUUCGAUGACGAAGCUAACCACUUGUUGUACGCUAACGGCCUCAACGCCAUCCGGUGGAUUGGCGGUAGCGAGCUUGAACAAUUGGCCAUUGCCACCAACGGCCGUAUCGUCCCUCGUUUCGAGGACUUGUCGGCGGAAAAGUUGGGUCACGCUGGUGUGAUCAGAGAGCUUGAGUUUGGUACCACACGUGACCGGAUGUUGUGUGUGGAAGACUGCUCCAACACUCGAGCUGUCACCUGUUUCCUCCGUGGUUCCAACCAGAUGAUCGUUGACGAAGCUCAAAGAGCCUUGCACGACUCCUUGUGUGUCGUGCGUAACCUUAUCCGGGACUCGAGAGUGGUGUACGGUGGGGGUGCUGCCGAACUUGCUUGUCUGAUUGCUGUGGCUGAUGCUGCUGAUCAGCAACGGGGUAUUGACCAAUACGCGUUCCGAGCAUUCUCUCAGGCGUUGGACACCAUCCCGAUGACCUUAGCGGAAAACUCGGGUUUGGACCCCAUCAACACCUUGGCGCUGCUUAAAGCUAAGCAAGUGUUGGAAAAGCUGUCAAACUUGGGUGUCGACUGUUUGAGUAAGGGCACCAACGACAUGAAGGAGUUGUUUGUCAUCGACCCGUUGAUUGGGAAGAAGCAACAAUUGUUGUUGGCGACCCAAUUGACCCGGAUGAUCUUGAAGAUCAACGACGUGAUCAUUAGUGGUAAGGAUGAGUACUGA
Molecule: messenger RNA, 1665 nt
Organism: Diutina rugosa
Lineage: Eukaryota; Fungi; Ascomycota; Pichiomycetes; Serinales; Debaryomycetaceae
Gene: CCT5
Product: chaperonin-containing T-complex subunit
Exons: 1
Coding region: 1-1665 (554 amino acids)
Biological process (GO): protein folding
Cellular component (GO): chaperonin-containing T-complex
Molecular function (GO): ATP hydrolysis activity; ATP-dependent protein folding chaperone; ATP binding
Source: RefSeq, a predicted model, not a curated record